AUUGUGCGCAGCUACCACGUCAUGUGACUAGGGGUCUAAUUUACAACCGGAAUGUUUGUACAGAAAAUGGCGACAAAUACCCUGUCAAUAUUCAUUUGAUGUAUAAUUGAGAUGAUAAUGUUGUUUUCUUUGGAUGUUAUGAUUUGGUGUUUUAGGUGAUCAAUACACCACGACUUGUCUCGUAAUUCUGACAGUCCCUUGAACAACAUGAAGAGAGCGGCUCCAACUUCAGAGGAAGACUUGCCGACUCCAUCUGAACUCUGUGGAAUACACCAGUUGUUACCCACGAAGAACUUCAAAGUUGACGCUAUCAACAUAACUGAUAAAAUCAGAACCAGACAGCAACAUCCCCAUCUAACAGUUAAAACAGAUGCAGAAAUCAAACCCGACAGGACACAUGCAAACAUUACCUUCACCGUGUCGAAUGAUUUCGAUAUAAAGAGGAAACAAUCGGUGAAGGAUAUCCGUCAGAGGCUUGAUCUCAAAACGAAGACCAAAGACAGAUUCGGGGAUAUCGGUUUUAUCAUACAGUGUAUCAUAGUAUCGGUGGACAUAAGGCCUCCUCGGACACCAUUUGAACCUACAGCACUCUGCCUGGCAGAACGUGUGAGAGCAUUCCUACUUUAUGACGAUAUCACACUUUCCGACGAAACACAGACCCGUCUUCACGUGAAGAAGAAGUCUAUAAAUAUCACUCUUAAAGAUCGUCCUACUGACGGUCUACCCCUUGUUGGUAUUGGACAGGCCGCCUUCGCAUUCCAUGUUGGAAAAGUUGUGAUCCUUCAAGGCACGGCGAUAUCUGACUCAGUGACGUGCAUACAGUGGUAUAAAGUUGAAGAUGAUGGUACAGAACGCACGAUAAAUAUAAACAACAAGAAAUACCUCGGAGGUUCUCGGCAAUCUCCGUCACUCAUAAUUGCGCAUGCCACAAAAGAAGAUGGCGGUAUAUAUAUCCUCGAAGCUACAAAUGUCAAUGGCACAGUACGGAGUGAGAGGUCUCAACUCAUCAUAUUAGAUGCCGGAGAACAACUUGAGCCGUGGACAGACGAGCCGUCAAACAAUGAGAACGAGGAUGAUAGUGACACAGACAGUAGUAGUGAGGACGAGGAUGCCGACAAGUACAGCGUCCAUAUAAACAGUACGACUAACACUACAGACAGCUCAGUGCAAAAUUCUUCCCAGAAUGCAUCAGUGUCCGCUUCCGGUGUCAACACGACGGCGGACGGUGUAGCGGCAUCCACAGAGGAGGACGGUAAAAACAAAAUUACAGCUAUUGUGAAUGAGGCUGCGCACAUUCUUGGUGAGAAUUCGAGGAGUUUGGUGACGUCACUUGUUUCGCCAUAUGUGGACAAGACUGUGAGUCGCGUGCGGGCAGAGUUCGCGCCUCGUUUAAAUGAGGACGAUUCCAGUGAUGAUGACCAGGCCUUACUUCCGGAAUUUAGUUUGACGAAGGAGGAAAGUCGUCAGCCUGUAAGAACACGUAAAGACUCCGACGACUGUUCGCGGUAACGUUACAUGAAAAUCUGACCUAUUAACAGUGACGUCAUGCAAAGGCAGAGACGUCAUACAAGAGAUAGAAUAUUUUUGUUAAACUUUAGUGUAGUGAAACAAUAUUAAGAUUCUUACUUCGGACGUCAGUGACGUCAUAUAGCUAAAGUGACAUUUCAUAUAUAGGAUAUUCCCUUUAGCGGACGCAAAUCAAAAUGUAAUUGGAUUAAGAUUUCGACGUCGGGUCAAUUCAAAAUGACGUGAAACGUUGUAUAGAUAAAUUGGGGCUAUAUAGAAUCAUCUCGUUAUAUGUACGUGGACUGAUGCAGGAUUAAUAUUCUGACGUCACUUCUAUGACAGCAUAUAACUCAAAUCAUAAACGAUAUUCUCGUCACGUUCCGAUACCGUAUCUAAUCUCGGGAAUGGCAUAACAAUACUUGCGUUGUUCUGACGUAGUGGAAUAUUCGGCGUUUAGCCGUCACGAAAGAAUGCACCUUUUUGAAGUGGGAUGUGGUGAAAAGCUCUUAAAAAUGCUUAGUUGGAUUAUAUUAGCUAUCCUUUGUGAUUCCGUUUCUGUGUACUCUUAACAAAUUAUCAAAUGUUUUUUUGAAAAAAGGGUGAAAAUCAUGGAAAUUUGACAUUGACGUUAUAACAUGACUUUACUUUAUGAUUCGUACACAAGAACCCUUGUGAUAUGUCUAAGUGCUAAUUCAUAACAUUGGGGAAUUGGUGGAUAUACAUGUACGUUACUUCAAAGCUGUUAAAUUCCAAGGGACUAAUAUUUCGCGGUUGUUGUAGCUUUGCGGUCAUUAAGUUUCGCACAACCACGCCUUGUAAAUAUUCAGACGUAAACACUUCUGUACAGUCAUGUAUAUAUCAAUGUUCACUGGAUGCUUGUUUUCGCAUUGUUUUCAAUGAAUUGUGAAUACAGCGAAAUUUAAUCCCCGCGAAAAUUACCAACUAUACAGCAUUGAUGUUUAUAGGAUGUAAUGAUAUCCAACUCCUAUUGUUGAUGAUAAAUAUCCAUUACAAAACUAUGCAUUUAAAUAC
Molecule: messenger RNA, 2538 nt
Organism: Pecten maximus
Lineage: Eukaryota; Metazoa; Mollusca; Bivalvia; Pectinida; Pectinidae
Exons: 8
Coding region: 208-1509 (433 amino acids)
Source: RefSeq, a predicted model, not a curated record